UUGGUGACGGUGACGUCACACAACGUUGUUGUGGCAAGGUAAUGUCAAUGUUACUUGAUGAAAAAAAUCUUGAAUAUAUAUAUUUGACACUCACAGAAAGAAAAACGUUGAAUGUUACCGUAUCGUUUGGCGUACGAUGGAGGUGGAUAGCGACUUGGAAGCCAAUUUUGUGCAGCAGUUUAGCUGUUUAGGUACCACAGACAAGGAGGUCCUGAUAUCCGAGUUCCAAAGAGUUCUUGAUAAUCAGCUGAAUCCGCAAGGAUGUGCUUUUUUUCUGGAUAUGAACAAUUGGAAUCUACAGGCAGCAAUCUGUUCGUACUAUGACUAUGACCAGCCGAAAGAUAAGCUUCCCAGUAUGUCUUUAGUACGCGACAUCACAAUAGGAGAAGGAGAGUCUGUGCCACCAAAUAUUAAAUUUGUAAAAACGUGGAGGAUUCAAAAUACAGGUAUAGCAUAG
This is a messenger RNA of Lingula anatina, 457 nucleotides long. Its product is annotated as protein ILRUN. The record is from RefSeq and is a predicted model, not a curated record. Gene Ontology annotation, cellular component: phagophore assembly site. Lineage: Eukaryota; Metazoa; Brachiopoda; Lingulata; Lingulida; Lingulidae. Gene Ontology annotation, biological process: macroautophagy. Gene Ontology annotation, molecular function: ubiquitin binding.